CACACGAAUUUUUAAAGGUUAAAUAGUCGUUCACACCUAAUGCGUUCUCGUUGACACUUGCGUUUUUUUUUGUUGUUGUUGUUGUUGUUGGACGGUGUGGUACAGUGAUUGUUAGUGUCGGUAGCACCGGACAGGUACAGUAGCCGGUCAGUUGGAUGGCACACUAGUGGACUUACCCGACGGAUUGUGCGUGAACUGUGUUACGGUCAGUGAGAAUGUUGAAUCGUUGUUCGAGGGGUGAGAACCAACGGGACUUUACAUGUUAGUAGAAAGAAUUCCUCGCGCGUUGUCCGGACAGAUAACGAUGAUGCCUUUGGCACCGACACCAAUCGUGGCAGUGCCUUCCAAACCAAAAAUUGGCUUCUCCAUAGACUCUAUCGUUGGCGGCGCCAACCAGCCCAGUCCCCAACACUCGCCCAUACACUAUUCGGAGAGUUCCGCGCCCCUGUCGCCGUCGAGCGACACCGACAACCGAUUGAAUGGCUCGCCAAAGUACACCUCGCAAUCGCCCCAGAGGAGCCCUUCGCCGAAGGCGCCCAUCAUGGUGCCCGGCAUACCGGCUCACACGUUAGUUAGACCUAGUCCCACCUACGAUCCGAACCUGGUGCCCAAGAACGGAUUCCUUGGUCCGGAGAUGGUGCACAACCACGGCCAGCAUCCCUUCGCGUUGGCGGCGCACUUCCAGGGUGCCGCUCUGGCGGCCGCCCUCAGCCAGGGACAGCACGGCUUCCCGGCGCAACCUUCACCGUUGACGACGCACACGCCUCCGAGGGACAGUUAUCCUUUGUAUCCUUGGUUGUUGUCGAGGCACGGGAGGAUAUUUCCCCACAGGUUUCCUGGAGGUCCAGACAUACCGGGAUUCCUGUUGCAGCCGUUCAGGAAACCGAAAAGGAUAAGGACGGCGUUCAGUCCGUCGCAGCUGUUGAAACUGGAGCACGCCUUCGAAAAGAACCACUACGUCGUGGGCGCCGAAAGGAAACAAUUGGCCCAGUCUUUGUCGCUGACGGAAACACAGGUCAAGGUGUGGUUCCAGAACAGGCGAACGAAGCACAAAAGGAUGCAGCAGGAAGAAGAGGCGAAAACGAGUCAGGGCGGUGCGAAACCGGGUUCGGGUUCGAACAACGGUUCGAGUAACGCGCACCACAUAAACAAGUGGAAGGAGGAAACUGGCGAGGAGUACGGCGAGUACAUAGACAUGGACAUGGAGGAAGACUGUGUUAGUGACGUGGAGAGUGAGUCGUAAGGCGAGAUUCGAUGUAUAUAGUUUUGCCCAACUUCUCAAAACCCCCACAAGCCCCUCCGAUAGUGCAAAGAUGCAAUAUUCGCCUGACGAAUGGACGAUGAUGAGCUUUGGAAGAUCUCAGACAAGCGAAUAUGCCGCAAUGUUCACGGAUAAAAAGUGAUAGUGCCAAUUUUCCUCGUGCCAAACUGUAUGUUAGUGCCAAUAUGAAGAUUUUAUCGAGUCCUGUUGUUAUAGAUGAAGAUAUCCCAGUGUACAUAUGAAGUUAUUUAUUUCUUUAUACAAAAUUGAAUAUUUAUUUUAUGUAAAUAAUUAGGUAUUAUAUUUAAAAAAAGUAUUAUUGUCAAUUCUAUUUGAGUCACAUGCCCCCUCCCCCCAAAUGUAGAUGUGCUAAAAUAUGGUUGGCCCCCUGUCUUAAAUCUUGAGUACUUAUUCCUAUAAAAAUGUUUUAUUUCUGUGAUGUUGUAAAUAGUAUUUUUAUUAUUUUAACAUAUCUACAAAUAAUGUAAUGAGUGUUGUAUAUCUGUUUGUUGAUAUGCAUUUUUUACUGUACAUUUUUCCAAAGUACCUUUUUAAAUUAUUUUCUUUGUCCGUCCGUCGGACGCGGAAAGUUAAUUAAAAAUUUUUAUUAGAGCAUAAAUGUAGAUUUGCGAAAUAUGUUGAGUAUCAUGUACUUAAAGUGUAAAAAACAAUAUUAAAGAAAGAUUUAUCAGA
Molecule: messenger RNA, 1954 nt
Organism: Aethina tumida (small hive beetle)
Lineage: Eukaryota; Metazoa; Arthropoda; Insecta; Coleoptera; Nitidulidae
Gene: Ems
Product: homeotic protein empty spiracles
Exons: 3
Coding region: 260-1243 (327 amino acids)
Biological process (GO): neuron differentiation; regulation of DNA-templated transcription; central nervous system development
Molecular function (GO): DNA-binding transcription factor activity, RNA polymerase II-specific; DNA binding
Source: RefSeq, a predicted model, not a curated record